GAUCUCUAAUCCAAGUUGUAUGUGGUGUCUGUCAAUGAUGUCCGCAAAUACUCAGGAUUUUGAGGAAAAUGACGAAGAAAAUCUAUUACAGACAGACCCCGAAAUUGAAAAUGAUGAUGAACUAGCUUUACUUCAGGCCGCUGUGUUCGUUGAAGAUGCAUUCAAGUAUCGGUCAAUUCACCACAAGAUUGAUGUCAAAUCUCUGAAGCUUUACAAGGUUUAUUAUUCAAGAUCAUUUCAAUGGAUCAUUGCUUUUGUGAUAUUUUUCCAUCUUUCUUUGGCAUUCAUUGAGCCACCAUCAACGUUGUCAUGGUCUUCAGAUCCUCGGAAAGGUUUCAAUAAUAAAAGAACUAAUGUUCCUUGUGGCGUAACUGAAGCCAUUGAAAUUUUAUUUUUAAUUUUUUACAUUGUUGAUUUUACUCUUAAGGUAAAGUUGUUUGGAAAGAAACAUUUUUACAAAAGCAAAUGGCUUUGGGGUUAUUUUUUUGUUUUAAUGGUUUCUGUUGUUGAUUGGAUUAUCACCGUAAACUUUGGUUGUAGCGAGAAAUAUCGUGUCCGUCGUAUAUUACGUCCAUAUUUUCUCCUUCAAACUUCGUCAUUAAUGAAAAAAACAGUUCGAGCUAUUUGGAGGACAGUUCCUCAAAUUUUAAGCAUCUUUCUUGUUCUUUUCCUUCAUCUCAUCAUAUUUACUUUACUUGGAAUGCUUCUUCUCUCAAAAUCAGAGGUCGUAUAUUCAAAUGUUGUUGACAGUACUAACUCAACAAGGAAUUAUUCAUCGAUGAACGAAAGUACAACAUCAAAUAUCCAUCGCAGGGAUUACUUUGGCCAUGAUUUUGAAGAAAGUUUUAUGAAACUUCUUGUUUUGUUAACUACUGCUAACAAUCCUGAUGUGAUGAUGCCGGCAUACAAGGAAAACAGAUUUUACGCUAUUUAUUUCAUAAUUUUUACUUUUAUUGGUUUGUAUUGCUUCAUGAAUCUUCUUCUUGCCGUCGUUUAUUCUCAGUUUCAAGGCUAUCUUAAGAACUCGCUGCAGUCAAGUUAUUUUCGUCUACGAACUGGUUUGCGAGCUGCAUUUGAAGUAUUGAGGGAAAGAUCUUUUGACAGCAGCAAUCCAUCAGAUGACAGCACCGUAUCGACGUCAUUAACUCGACGUUUAAUUCAAAAAGUUGAUUUUGGUCGUAAAAAUAUCGACAUUAUAUGGGAUACGUUAGAUCGGAACCGUCUUGGUCGAUUGAAUGUGAAACAAUUUCAAGACUUAUUUGAUUCUGUUUCAAGACAGAAAAAAGUUCAGCAUCCUCCUUUAAGUCGUUGUAGCAAUAAAUAUCUUCGUACUCUACAGAAGAUCGCUAUUUGUAACUACUUCAAUUAUUUUGGUCUUUUAGUCGUUAUUGCUAAUGUGAUAAUUAUAGGGGUGGAACUGUCGCGAAAUUUUGGAUCAAAUUCCUUUUCUUCACAUUCCUAUCUUUCUGUCUGCGAUUUGUGUUUCAUAGUUUAUUACGCCGUGGAGCAGUGUUUGAAGAUCUGGGCAUUUGGAUGGCAAAGAUACGUGACGUCAAAGCAAAACAAAUUCGAUAUGAUUAUAACAUUUACUUUGGUGAUUGCACAAAUUGUUGAUAUUUCUUUGUACGGUUUGCUGUUCAAUACAAGUCAAUCAAGACAUGGCAGUAGAACGGCGUCGUGGAAUAUACUAAAGCUCGUUAACAUUCUAAUAAUAUUUCGACUUGUGAGGGUUUUGUUUAACGUGAAGUCCUUAUCAGUUAUUGCAAGUUCAUUGGCAUAUCUCUUGAGAAAUCUGAAACCGUUUGGUGGAGUGAUCGUGGCUGUGUAUUACUCAUAUGCUAUCUUUGGUAUGAUGAUAUUUGAAAAUGAAAUCCAACCACUCGUGUCUGGUAACAGCACUACAAAUUUUACUUGUGGUACGUACGAACAACUAGAGUAUUGGGCAAAUAACUUCAAUGAUUUCGGGGCCUCUCUUGUUGUGCUUUGGGAUGCGAUGGUUGUCAACAAUUGGCAUGUUUUCUUACAUGCCUAUAUGCGCUACACAAACAGAUGGUCACAACUAUAUUUUGUGACAUGGUACCUAAUCUCAGUCGUGAUAUGCGUCAAUUUAUUUGUUGCGUUACUACUUGAUGUCUUCAUUGACCGUUGGGAAGAAAGACAGAAGCAAAAUAAUGAAAAUCGUUUAAGUGAAGAAGAAUCCAGAACAUUGACGCAGUCAUUUAUGAUUGAAAGAAAAUCAUUUCGUGUUCAUGAAAUGUUCUCAGAAGCUUUGAACGAACCUACUGAAGAUGACGUCAUUAGAGAACUCGUUUAUCACGGUUUUACAUUUCGAUCUCAUCCGUCAGGCGGUCAAUCCCAGUCCACCUCUGAUUAUGACGUAUGACGCGCACUUUGUCUGUUAUUGUUCAAACUUCUUUUGUUGUCGACAAGGAAACUUUUUUCUUUUUAUUGUAAUUUAGAAAUGUUUUUAUAGUGAUCAUUGUAAACUAAUUUAUACGAAAAAGACUAUCGAAAAUUUUACCUACCAUUA
Xenia sp. Carnegie-2017 is the source of this 2530-nucleotide messenger RNA. Its product is annotated as two pore channel protein 2-like. Gene Ontology annotation, biological process: transmembrane transport; monoatomic ion transport. The coding region runs from base 20 to 2383 and encodes 787 amino acids. Lineage: Eukaryota; Metazoa; Cnidaria; Anthozoa; Malacalcyonacea; Xeniidae. The transcript has 30 exons. Gene Ontology annotation, cellular component: lysosomal membrane. Gene Ontology annotation, molecular function: voltage-gated channel activity; monoatomic ion channel activity. The record is from RefSeq and is a predicted model, not a curated record.